GUAUUCACCCUGCAUUGUGGGUGGAUAUUGGACGGAGAUUGGAUGGAUUUUUAAUGUGUCUGCGGACUGGACUGCAGAAGAUGCGUAGUUGUUGGGAAUGAAUAUGGAGUCAAGGGCACCAUCCUGGGGGGCACCAUCAACCAGUAUGAUGGGGUUUUCAGGUAAACACGAACCAGAGUGAGUGUGUGUGCAGGGUCAUGGUGAUGUGGAGCCCCCAGGGUGUGUAAAGUCACAAUUCAAGCCACCCCUGGGGUCAGCAGCAUCUUGUUCUGUCAGGUAUACAACUCUUACAUUGUUGUCUUAACAAUGCAGUGCUGCGAAACUACAAAGCACUUUGUCACCAAAGGUUCUUUACUAAUAUGUACAGGUAAAAAGUCACUAUAUCAGUUGUUCACUAUAUGUUUACUGUCUGUGCAGGACCUGUGAAAUUUCAUAUGCAUUCAUGUGUUCCCUUUGGGAUGGAUGUUGUGAUUUCAGAGGAUCAUGGAGCUCGAGUCCAGUGCUGAACCUCCUAUAUUCUUGUAAUUGGGCAACGAGCAACAGUGCAGAUACCAGGGCAGAGAGGUGCAGACAUUACAAUGUGCGCAGGAUCAGCGAUGGUCCCAUGAGGGACUGCGAGAAGGAUGUACGCAACAAGACCACCAUGCGCUUCCACCCCGAGUCGACGCAACAUGACCCCACUGCUAGCAACGAACCAGACACCCUCAUGGUGGUCAUACCCUUCAAGCCAAUAGACCUGAUCUGGCUUAGGAAAAUCCUGUUUGAUGAGAAGAGGUCCAGUCAAAAACAAAUAAUUCUGUUCAUGAUGUCUCCUUCGCGGCAAAGGCUUUGAAGAGACUGGAGGACUCUGGUGCGAUCCUCACUGAUAGAUGUGUUCCAGGCUCCCACCACGGACUAGGAGACAUAUGUAAUGAUGAUGCUUUUUAUGAAAUGAUGUUUUUUUGCCCUUUGCAAAAAUAUGAGGGCUGAUACAUUGGGAUGUGUGUCCAAU
Molecule: messenger RNA, 991 nt
Organism: Paramormyrops kingsleyae
Lineage: Eukaryota; Metazoa; Chordata; Actinopteri; Osteoglossiformes; Mormyridae
Source: RefSeq, a predicted model, not a curated record